Molecule: messenger RNA, 1092 nt
Organism: Rhizoctonia solani
Lineage: Eukaryota; Fungi; Basidiomycota; Agaricomycetes; Cantharellales; Ceratobasidiaceae
Product: The BTB (BR-C, ttk and bab)/POZ (Pox virus and Zinc finger) domain
Exons: 2
Coding region: 1-1092 (363 amino acids)
Source: RefSeq, a predicted model, not a curated record
AUGGCCAAGUUGCAUUCAUCGCUCCUCUCGCGCGAAUGUGAGAUGUUCCAGAACAUGUUCUCUCGCCCUGCGCGGGUAACAUCCUCAAUGAGUCUGGAUGGCCCACCUGAGAUGACCAAGAAAGGCAAGGAGGGCAGCUGCGAUGAGAAUCCUGUUAUCAUACCACAGCUUCAACCGCAGUCUUUCCGCAACUUUUUGCUGAUAAUUUAUGGCCGCCCCGGUGAUAAAGAAUUCAGAUCUCUGUUCAAGAAUGCUACUGAAUUGGCGCAUGCCCAAGCGAUCAUGGCUUUUAUCAAGAUUAUUGACAUAGUCGACCUGGCGCACCGAUUCAUCGCCCCCGAUAUCGAAACUUGGGCGCUUUCUCAGCUAAAGAGCUAUUCAUAUCUAAUUGAGACCAUAAAUGCCUAUCCAAUCAGUUCGGAAUCACACAGUCGAUUGUUGGGCUACUCUAAAAGGACUGAACACGAAGAGUUGAUUCUAUGGGCUCGACAUUGGACCCGGAGUUACUAUGCUGGUGCCAUCGAAACCCCUAGCAUUGCGUCAUCAGCUUUCAGGCCUAUCCAAAUAAUUAGGGAACAACUUGUACAAGAAUACAAGCUUGCAGAGAUGACACGGUCAAUGGAUACCCCCAUUUUUGGAUAUCUUUUUUGCCUUCUUCUUAGUCUUGGUCAUGAAUUCUGGGAUAAACAAAGCGGUUUGACGCGUGAAGACCGAAUUACGUUAUUGGGAGCUCAAGUCCGUCUCACUCCUUUACCCCAGUCCAUCCCUCUUGACUGGAUCUAUUUGGGAAGCCCCGAUCAACCCGGGCUAAGAGCUAGUCUUGAACUAUGCUCUGAGUGUCACUUUACGCGAACUUGGCGGGCCGUUUUUGGUAGCACCUAUCAAGACAUGCUAGGGAGCAUUGCACCUUUGGGCGGCGUGUUUGCCCUUUCCAUACUACCGAGUCGGAGGCAGAAGUUCGCCAAUGGGACGAAGAGCUUGGCGUCCGAUACAUGCACCAAGAACUGUCGAGAUGUAUGCCUGAAAUACAUUGACAAGAAUAUGGACGCAGUUUUCCAUCGCCUAACCAAGUUCUGUAAGAAGGUGGAAUAG